Marmota monax (woodchuck) is the source of this 7370-nucleotide messenger RNA. RefSeq names its product integrin subunit alpha V (gene Itgav). The transcript has 30 exons. Gene Ontology annotation, molecular function: integrin binding. The coding region runs from base 315 to 3461 and encodes 1048 amino acids. Gene Ontology annotation, cellular component: integrin complex; external side of plasma membrane. The record is from RefSeq and is a predicted model, not a curated record. Gene Ontology annotation, biological process: cell adhesion mediated by integrin; cell-cell adhesion; angiogenesis. Lineage: Eukaryota; Metazoa; Chordata; Mammalia; Rodentia; Sciuridae.
CUGCCCGCCGCAGCUCUCAGGCCCGAGGUGCGGCGCUCACCCUGGCAGUCCCCAGCCCGUGACGCUGCGUUGAGCCGAGCUCAGAGGAGGCGAGGGGCACUCGCGCUGCCGCCCCCGCCUCGCGCACCCUGCGCCCCACUUCCAGGGCAGCCACUUGGAAACAGCCCCCUUGCCUCUCCCAGCGCUGUCCCAGGCAGGCUGGGAAGCGAGCGGCCGACAAGUUUGGGCGCGCGCGGGCGGCGGGCCGCUGGCACCGUGCGCCCCGGGAGGGGCGGCCGCCGCUCCAGGCUCGGCGUCCCGGGCGCACUUUGGCUAUGGAUUCUCCCGUGCGACGGCGGCUGCACCUUCGCUCCCGCCGCCUCCUGCUUCUUGUCUCCGGACUCCUACUGCCUCUCUGCGGCGCCUUCAACCUAGAUGUGGACAGUCCCGCCGAGUACUCUGGCCCGGAGGGAAGUUACUUCGGCUUCGCGGUAGAUUUCUUCGUGCCCAGCGCGUCUUCUAGGAUGUUUCUUCUGGUGGGAGCUCCCAAAGCAAACACUACCCAGCCUGGGAUUGUAGAAGGAGGGCAAGUACUCAAAUGUGACUGGUCUUCUAGCCGCCGGUGCCAACCAAUUGAAUUUGAUGCAACAGGCAACAGAGAUUAUGCCAAGGAUGAUCCAUUGGAGUUUAAAUCGCACCAGUGGUUUGGAGCAUCUGUGAGGUCAAAACAGGAUAAAAUUUUGGCCUGUGCUCCCUUGUACCACUGGAGGACUGAGCUGAAACAGGAGAGAGAGCCUGUUGGAACUUGCUUUCUUCAAGAUGGAACAAAGACUGUUGAGUAUGCUCCAUGCAGGUCAAAAAAUAUUGAUGCUGAUGGACAGGGAUUUUGUCAAGGAGGAUUCAGCAUUGAUUUUACUAAAGCUGACAGAGUACUUCUUGGUGGUCCCGGUAGUUUUUAUUGGCAAGGUCAGCUUAUCUCGGAUCAAGUGGCAGAAAUUGUAUCUAAAUAUGACCCCAAAGUUUAUAGCAUCAAGUAUAAUAAUCAGUUAGCCACUCGGACUGCACAAGCAAUUUUUGAUGACAGUUAUUUGGGUUACUCAGUGGCUGUCGGAGAUUUCAACGGUGAUGGCAUAGAUGACUUUGUUUCGGGAGUUCCAAGAGCAGCAAGGACUCUGGGCAUGGUUUAUAUUUAUGAUGGGAAAAACAUGUCCUCCUUGCACAAUUUUACUGGUGAGCAGAUGGCUGCAUAUUUCGGAUUUUCUGUCGCUGCCACUGACAUUAAUGGGGAUGAUUAUGCAGAUGUGUUUAUUGGAGCACCACUUUUCAUGGAUCGAGGCUCUGAUGGCAAACUCCAAGAGGUGGGGCAGGUCUCCGUGUCUCUGCAGAAAGCUUCCGGAGAAUUCCAGACUACAAAACUGAACGGGUUUGAGGUCUUUGCACGGUUUGGCAGUGCCAUAGCUCCUUUGGGAGAUCUGGACCAGGAUGGCUUCAAUGAUAUUGCAAUUGCUGCUCCCUAUGGGGGUGAAGAUAAAAAAGGAAUUGUUUAUAUUUUCAAUGGAAGAUCAACAGGCUUGAACACAGUGCCAUCUCAGAUCCUCGAAGGGCAGUGGGCUGCACAGAGCAUGCCACCAAGCUUUGGCUAUUCCAUGAAGGGAGCCACAGACAUAGACAAGAAUGGAUAUCCAGACUUAAUUGUAGGAGCUUUUGGUGUAGAUCGAGCUGUGUUAUACAGGGCCAGACCUGUUAUCACCGUAAAUGCUGGCCUUGAAGUAUAUCCUAGCAUUUUAAAUCAAGACAAUAAAACCUGCCCAUUGCCUGGGACAGCUCUCAAAGUUUCCUGUUUUAAUGUCAGGUUCUGUUUAAAGGCAGAUGGCAAAGGAGCACUUCCAAGGAAACUUAACUUCCAGGUGGAGCUUCUUUUGGAUAAACUCAAGCAAAAGGGAGCAAUUCGGCGAGCACUGUUUCUCCAUAGCAGGUCCCCGGGUCACUCCAAGAACAUGACAAUUUCUAGAGGGGGACAGAUGCAGUGUGAAGAGCUGAUAGCAUAUCUGCGGGAUGAAUCUGAAUUUAGAGACAAACUUACUCCAAUUACUAUUUUUAUGGAGUAUCGGUUGGAUUAUAGAACGGCCGCUGAUGCCACAGGCUUGCGUCCCAUCCUGAACCAGUUCACCCCUGCUAACCUCAGUCGACAGGCUCAUAUUCUACUUGACUGUGGUGAAGACAAUGUCUGUAAACCCAAACUAGAAGUUUCUGUAAAUAGUGAUCAAAAGAAGAUCUAUAUUGGAGACGACAACCCUCUCACAUUGAUUGUUAAGGCUCAGAAUCAAGGAGAAGGUGCCUAUGAAGCUGAGCUCAUCAUUUCCAUGCCACCGCAGGCUGAUUUCAUUGGGGUUGUCCGAAACAGUGAAGACUUAGCAAGACUUUCCUGUGCAUUUAAGACAGAAAACCAAACCCGCCAAGUGGUAUGUGACCUGGGGAACCCAAUGAAGGCUGGAACUCAACUCUUAGCUGGUCUUCGAUUCAGUGUUCACCAGCAAUCAGAGAUGGAUACUUCUGUGAAAUUUGAUUUACAAAUCCAAAGCUCUAAUCUUUUUGACAAAGUAAGCCCAGUUGUAUCUUACAGAGUUGACCUUGCUGUUAUAGCUGCUGUUGAGAUAAGAGGAGUCUCAAGUCCUGAUCAUAUCUUUCUUCCGAUUCCAAAUUGGGAGCACAAGGAGAACCCUGAGACUGAAGAAGAUGUUGGACCAGUUGUUCAGCACAUUUAUGAGCUGAGAAACAAUGGUCCCAGUUCAUUCAGCAAAGCCAUGCUAAAUCUUCAGUGGCCUUAUAAAUAUAACAACAACACUUUGUUGUACAUCCUUCAUUAUGACAUCGAUGGGCCAAUGAACUGUACUUCAGAUAUGGAGAUCAACCCUUUGAGAAUCAAGAUCUCAUCUUUGCAAACAGCUGAGAAGAAUGACACAAUUGCUGGGCAAGGUGACCGGAACCAUCUCAUCACAAAGCGAGAUCUCGCCCUUAGUGAAGGAGAUGUUCACACUUUGGGUUGUGGAAUUGCUCAGUGCUUGAGGAUUGUCUGCCAGGUUGGGCGACUAGACAGAGGCAAGAGUGCAAUCCUGUAUGUAAAGUCUUUACUGUGGACUGAGACCUUUAUGAAUAAGGAAAACCAGAAUCAUUCAUAUUCUCUGAAGUCAUCUGCUUCAUUUAAUGUCAUAGAGUUUCCUUACAAAAACCUUCCAAUUGAGGAUAUCUUCAACUCUACAUUAGUUACCACUAAUGUCACCUGGGGCAUCCAGCCAGCCCCCAUGCCUGUGCCUGUGUGGGUGAUCAUUUUAGCAGUUCUGGCAGGAUUGCUGUUGCUGGCUGUCUUAGUUUUCGUAAUGUACAGGAUGGGCUUUUUUAAACGUGUUCGGCCACCUCAAGAAGAACAGGAAAGGGAACAGCUUCAACCUCAUGAAAAUGGUGAAGGAAACUCAGAAACUUAACUGUGAUUUUUAAGUUAUACUGCAUUCCAGAUCACUAGAAUUACCAGAUUGAUUGUAGAGUUCAAUUUCCUUCAUGAGGAAUAAAAUUAUAAGACUUCUGCUGAAGGUACUCAGUGACUUCCGUCUAACCACAAAAUUGAGAGCAAUAUUUGUUGGCCUUCUCUUUAUAAGUAAGUUCAGACAGGUUAAUACACAUACAUUGCCCUAGAUAUUUAAAUAAUAAAAUUUCACAUGAUGGUUUUUAUUCAAUGUACAUAACACAGGUGGUGCCUCAGUUACUACUUUAUAUAAAAUAGUAUCUAUUACAAUUUUCAUUUCUGAUUUAGUAUUUUGGGUUUUGCUGUUUAUUGUUGUUGUUUUAAAGCAAUCUAAAUUUGGACCUUAGCAUUCACAUUUUUGUUUUUGUACAGGUACUUAAUACAUAUUACACUACAGUUGACUUGUAAAGCUACUAAAAGCUUUGUAAUUACCUGAACUUGGAUUUUAAUAUCUGUUACAUAGAACUUUUUAAAAAAUUAAUGAUACCACCAGAAUUAUUUCCUGGAAACUGGGUGUUUAGGUUUAGCUCAGUGGUUGCGCAUGUGCUUAGCAUGUGUGAGGCCUUGAGUUUAAUCCCCAGCCCUGGGGAGAAGUUUUUUCUGUAAUAAUAAUGGUACAAUGUUUUAAUAUGAAAAUUGGGUACAUGUGAUUAAUUUUUAUUUAUAUUUAAUCCUUAAUCUGUUUUAUUACUUUAAUUUGUAUAGUUUAAGUCCUACAAGAAAUCCUUUAAGCCAACCUAUAUAAAAAUGUAGUCUGUAUUCAAAAAUACCUUUUUGUGUAUGUAAUAGUGUAAUUUCAGCUCAAUAUCCGGAUGGUUAAAGCCAUACGAAGUUGGAAAUCAUUUCCAAAGCACAUCUAUCCCAUUGUUUUCAUCUGGCUAUUUACAAUACACUUAAAGAAAGCAUUUUAAUUGAAAGACUAUUACUUUAUUAAUAGUACGUUCUUAGAUUAGAGUGGAGUCUUUAGUUAUUAAUUUAUUUUCCUCCUAUAUAUGUAUUUUUCCUUGUAUUUCUAAAAUUGUUGCAAUAACGGGUCAAGAUCAUUUUCAUUACAGACAGGAACCUGAAUCCCCAUUCCCACCCCAUGAGAAAUGCAUGAGAUCAAAACUCUCCAGGUAGCUCCAUGGUUUACUUCUAGCAGUAGCAUGACGCUACUCCCAUGGGUGGUUCCUCAGUUUAAUCAAGGUAAUGUGCAAAACCAGUCUCAGUUAUCAGAAUAACUACAAAAAGGUAUUUUUAUAAGCUGUUCAACUUAUUGAAAACCUUUUAAAUUUUUUUUUAAUUGAAAACCUUUUAAAGCUUUCUAAAGUUUUUUCUUUUUUAACAGAAAUUACUUUUUUAAUAAAAGCAGCAUAGGCAGCAAAUUGUAGUUUUAUAUGCCUGCAGGGUGAUGAAUCUUCUGGUGGAAUGUAUGAUUUAUUCACAGUUCCUCAAGGCCUAGGGAUGACUUUUAAUUAUCCCUAUUUUGUGCAAUUACAUCAUGUUGUACUCAAGAAAUUAAGACUUUAGUAGCUUUUUAACUGCUGUCCUCAUUAGGCAAUGAUAAAUAUUUCCCUUAAAUAAUUGACUAUUUUUUUCUGUAUUUUAAAAAUAAUUGCAAUUUAUCUUGCCAUAUUGUGUUAUAUAAGCACAAGUGGAUGACCUGAACUGGAGAAUAUAUUCACAAAGUAGAACCACAUUUAGAUGCAAGUUAGAACACAGAAAAAACCUUAUAUUUAGCUUUAGUGAGUUUUAAAAUUAAUGGGUUUUGGAAUGUAGAAUUUAUUAGUAGCUUGAAAGAUCUCAAUCAUAUGCAAUAAGUAUUUUUAUUGCCAAUAAAUUUAAAUUCUUUUAAGAAAAAAAUAUUUUUAUCCUAGGGCCAAGUGUUGCCUACCACCAAGCAGUCACUAAGUUGGUCUAUAGCAACUUUUUCCAUAUCUGUUUUUCCAUCUAAGAGCUGUCAUUCAUAAAAAUAUACUUUGAAUAGAAAUUCAUUCUUCAGUAGGUAUUAGUAUUUGCUUUCAUUUAGUCUUUUCCUUUUAUGAACUCUAUCUCAAGGAAUUUCUAUUGGAGAUUGAAAAAUGCUGUAGUUGGAAAUUAACAAGAUGUUUUAAAUUGCUUUUAUGAAAUGUAGUGUUAGGUAAUAGUAUGGAUUUUCUUUCAAAAAUGAACACAUAUAUCUCUACAAAAAUAUGGAGUAUAAUUUGAAAGUCUAUUCUGAGGAAAAUGUUGGGAUUAUUACCCUAAAGUGGCACAUGAGUAUAUUUUUUUUUAUUUUUUUAUUGGUUGUUCAAAACAUUACAAAGCUCAUGAUAUAUCAUCUUUCAUACAUUUGACUCAAUUGGGUUAUGAAUUCCCAUUUUUACCCCAAAUACAAAUUGCAGAAUCACAUCGGUUACACACUCACAUUUUUACAUAAUGGCAUAUUAGUGACUGUUGUAUUCUGCUACCUUUCCUUGUAUAUUUGACUAAAUAAUAAUAAAAAAAUAGUUCUAUGGAAUCUAUUUUAGUUGUCAAACAUUUCAAGUACUACCGUAUUUGUGAUUUAUUGAAAAUUAAAAUUAAUUUCAAAGUAGAAAAUUCUCAUUAAUCUGAGAAUUUUUAAAAAACGAGUUAGAAGAUAUUAAAACCAUUUGCCAUAGUUGAGAAAUAUUGAUGCUGAUAUUGGUUUCUUUUUUAGGGUAUUUAUUUUGGAAUUGGUAUUUUAAGAAAAUUUGUGUGAGGGUCACUUUUUUCAUUUUCCUUUCUUUUAUGAUCAAUUAUCAUAAAUUCCGAUCAAUUCUUUGUCAUUGUAAAAGGUAAACAAAUUAGAAUGUCAUUGCCACAGUUAUGCCUGUGUUAUGAAAUUACUUAUUCAUAAUUAAUUCUCGUGAAUAUCAUAUUUAUACUUAUAUAAAGAGAAAAUCCAAGUGUUGAUAAAAGAGAGUUUACUGGCUUCUUUAAGAGAGCUGAGAAAGAUUUUGAUAUUGAAUCAUGACCCUAAGAAGAGAUUUUUUGGGGCACCUUUAUAGUAUAUAGCAAAUCAGCUAGUUUUUGUAAAGCAAACAGAAUGUGAAGUUGAUAUACGUUACUAUGUUGAUGAGCCAGAUGGACAAGAAGAGGUUGUUGUUAUACCUGUGGUGUGGCCAUUGCCUAUCUCAGUGUCAGGUUGUUUGUACUCUUGGAUAACUUUCAUAUGUAGUAAUUUGAUAAAUAACAACAAAAAAAAUCUGAUAAAUUAAUUAUGGGAUCCAAAAAGUAAAUGAAAUUAAUUAAUAUAUCUGUGCUUUGGAAAAAUUUCCUUUUAACUUGUCGAAUGAUGAGUUUGAACAAUGAACUUUUGGAUGUGCAGCAUGGAAUAUGUUCUUGUAUUUUGUUGUAAUUUCUGAUACCUAAUGAACUUCUUGGAAAAGGUGUUGAAUCUUUGGUGGUUUUCGUUGUCAUUGUUAUCAAGUGCAAUAUAACAAUGUAACCAAACCUAGCUAAUAUCAAAUUUAUCAUUAAUUUAGUAAGCCUAAAGAACAGAGAUUUAGUAGUAUUUCUGUUAGUGGGAAAGAAUGUUUCUGCUGUGGAUGUACAAAGAAGUUGUUUGCCCUUAAACACUCCAUUCUAUGGUUUAUUUCAGGCUGAAUAUGAACUGUUCCUUACCAGCUUUGAAACACUUUGAAAUAUCUUAAGGUAACUUGGAAGCUGUAUAUAUCAAAAUAAUUUGCUACCUAAGUAACACAGAAAGUAAUCAUCUUUAUUUAGCUUCUCUUGUGAUCACCCACAUUGGGUGAGACAUGAAAUGAGUUUUUUCCUCAAAUCUGUCAUUUGCUAACUUGGUUUGAGUUAGUGAAAGCUGAUACAGUGUUCUGCUUAGUUUCCCAUGUGUAACUUGUGACUGUACAAUAAACUUGAGCAUAUGGUGCCA